AUGAAUUUUUUGUAAAUAAUCAUUGAUGCCAAAUUUUUGCUGGGUAUAGGAGUUGGAUUUUUUGUGGCAUCAUUUUUAAUGUUACCAAAGAAUGAAAAUAAUUAAGGAAAUGGCUCAUAUUCUAAACUAAAAUUAUCAUCCAAAUCAUUACCUUCAACAUAAGAUUUAAAACAAGUUUAUUUAAAACCAAGUGAAAGACCAAAAAAAUUAAAAGAGAAGGAUUCAUUUAUAAGAGAAUUACAAGAAAAAGGAUAAAAGAGUUAAAAAUAUGAUUUUUUAGAAGAAGAUGAAAUAAGAAAAAAGGUAAAAAUGUAGUAUCAUUAAUUUGAACCAAUGUUUGAGGAAACAUCAAUUAAUGUCUAAUCAAUUAAUACUUCUUCAGAUUUUGAAAGCUCUUAGGAUUUAAGAAAUGAAUGCAUAACCUUAUUGCCUAAUAAUGAGAAUGUAGUAUAGUAUCAUGAGGAUAAAUACUUUAAUUAAUAUGAUAAAGGAUUUGAUGAAAAUGAUAGAGAUUUAGAAGAAUUGGCUAAUAUCUAAGAAUCUCCAAUACUAAAAAGUAAUUAGUUUAGUAAUCGAAAACUAAAUGUUAAAUUAGAAUUUUAAAAUAAAAAUCAAGAUUCAUAUAAUUAAGAAUGAUUAAUAAGAUUUUAAGAUUGAUUUUCAUUUAUAAAUAAGUUUUGCUAUUUGAGUUUAUCAUUUUAGAUAUAAAAUUUUUAUUUAUUUAAUAUGAAUAAGGAAAUAUAGCAAUUUUUGUAAAAGUUAGAGAGUGUGAUUAUAUUUUAGUUAUUUUCCUGAUCUAAGUAAACCUCCGAAACCUGAUUUAGAAUUUAUGGAUGAAGAUGAAUUGUAUGAAUGGCUUCAUCAAAGAUUAUUAUUAUUUAUUGUUACUAAAGAUAUUCAAUUAGGAGCUGUGGCAAUUCAAUAGUGGUGCUUAAAGGGAUAUUGUAAUAUUAUUAAACUUUAAUACAUAGAAAUUAGAAUCUGGAAUCCCAUUAAUUCAUUAAUUUUUAACAACAAUGGCUGGAUAGUAACUGAAAAAGAAUCCAAAAAUGGUUGAUGAAAUAAUACAUCUUGUAUAAGAUGAAGAGGAAAAAUCAAAAUUGAUCAUUUAAUUGUAAUAAACUUAACAAUAAUAAGUAAAUUUACAAGUAUCAGAUGUAAAAAUAUUAUUUCAUUUAGUCACCGAAAGUUUUAAAAGCAUAAACAGAUAAAAAAGACUCUAGUUUUUUUUAGAAUAUUUUAACAGCCUUAAGAUGUUGGGAUAAAAAAUAAAAAUGA
Paramecium primaurelia is the source of this 1278-nucleotide messenger RNA. The record is from the annotation of a GenBank genome assembly. NCBI's taxonomy places the organism in Eukaryota, Ciliophora, Oligohymenophorea, Peniculida, Parameciidae.